GCCAGCUGCUACUGUUGUAACCCCCGGAAACUUGUUCCAGUCCGCCUCUUGCCGCGCGGGAGGUAACGCGCAGAAUCAAUAUUUUUUUAAACAGCCCCUCCACCGGGCUUCAGCCGGACGGUGCACCGCCACAGAGAUUGUGACCGUGACAGGGCAUUGCAGCCAUGGCACCAAAGAAGAAAAAUAUUAAAAAGAAUAAAGCAGAAAGCAAAGACACGGCUGUCAUUGUGGAAGAAAGUACAAUUAUCCAUUUAAAUAGCAUGAAUGGCCUUGUGGAUGGAGGCAACGGUUUUAGUUGUAUUUCAACGGAGAUCUCCAACUCAUUCCACAGUUCUAGUCUCUUAGAAGCAAUCAACAGAAUGAGACAAGAAAAUUUUCUGUGUGAUUUAACCCUUUCCACAAAAACCAAGUCAUUUGAAGUCCACAAAGUCGUGAUGGCUUCUUGCAGUGAGUACUUCAAGAACAUCCUAAGGAAAGAUCCAUCUACCCAAAAAAUAGACCUCAAUGAAAUAUCUCCAGUGGGCCUUGUCACAGUCAUCACUUAUGCCUAUUGUGGAAAGAUAACAUUAUCCUUGUAUACAAUUGCUAGCACCAUAGCAACAGCCAAUUUGCUCCAGAUUAGUUCUCUCAUAAAGAUGUGCUGUGAUUUCUUGAUGCAGGAAAUCAACGUAGAAAAUUGCAUGUAUAUUGCUAAUAUUGCAGAAACAUAUGGACUUAAAAGUAUCAGGGAAGCAGCACGUAAAUUCAUAACGGAAAACUUCUUAGAAUUCUCAGAAAGGGACCAGUUCUUGAAGCUAACCUUUGAACAAAUCAUGGAUUUCAUGCUGGAUGAUGAACUACAGUUACCUUCAGAAAUCAUGGCAUUCCAGAUUGCAAUGAAGUGGCUGGAUUUCGAUAAUAAAAGGGUUAAAUAUGCCGCAGAUUUACUGAACACCAUUCGAUUUGGUACCAUUUCAGCACAGGACCUGGUGAACUAUGUCCAGACUGUACCAAGAAUGAUGCAAGACCUAGAAUGUCACAAAUACCUUGUAGAAGCCAUGAACUAUCAUCUCCUUCCCUAUCAACAAAACACCUUGCAGUCUCGAAGGACAAAAGUUCGUAGUGGUCUCAAAGUUCUAGUAAUAGUGGGUGGCCGUCAAGAACUAACAGAGAAGUCACUCAGCAGAGAUGUUAUAUAUAGAGAUCCUGAGCGUGUUUGGAACAAACUUGCUGAAAUGCCUUAUAAGAGCUUCAAUCAAUGUGUGGCUGUGAUGGAUGGAUUCCUCUAUGUUGCUGGUGGUGAAGAUCAAAAUGAUGCUAGGAAUCAAGCCAAGCAUGCUGUGAGCAACUUCUGCAGGUAUGAUCCUCGAUUCAAUACAUGGAUUCAUCUGGCAAGCAUGACCUAUAAACGUACUCACUUCAGCCUCAAUGUCUUUAACGGUUUAAUUUUUGCAAUUGGGGGGAGGAAUUCAGAGGGUCUCCUCGCCUCGAUUGAGUGCUAUGUGCCAGCAACCAACAAAUGGCAUUUGAAAGUGCCUUUGGAAGUGGCCAGGUGCUGUCAUGCUAGUGCAGUGAUCGAUGGGAAAAUCCUUGUAACUGGAGGCUAUAUCAAUAAUGCAUAUUCCCGCCUCGUCACUGCCUACGAUCUGUCAGCUGACAGCUGGCAAGAUGCAGCCAACCUUAGCACACCGAGGGGAUGGCACUGUGCCAUCUCCCUUUUAGAUCGUGUUUAUGUCCUGGGUGGGAGUCAGCUAGGAGGUCGCGGGGAGAGGAUAGACGUGCUCCCUGUAGAAUGUUACAACCCACAUUCAGGCCAGUGGUGCUUUGCAGCCCCUCUCCCUGUCGGCGUCAGUACCGCUGGUGUUACAAAUCUUGACAAUAGGAUCUAUUUAGUAGGAGGUUGGAAUGAAACAGAAAAGAAGUAUAAGAAAUGUGUCCAGUGUUUUAACCCAGAUCUCAAUGAAUGGACAGAAGAAGAUGAUCUACCAGAGGGGAUCGUGGGCUUAUCCUGUUGUGUUUUCAUCAUGCCUAGGCAGAGAACACAAGAAUCCCGGACCAGUUCAGUAUCAUCAGUUCCCGUCAGUAUUUGAAGAACAUUUUUAGUCAAAACCACAAUUGCACAAAAAAAUUGUUUGGGCUUAAAUUAAUAAUUAAUUUUAAUUAUUGAAUUCAAAAGAAUUAGAUUAAAAGGAACAAUUAGAGGCAGAUCAUUGCUGUUAAAAGAUGUACAUAUAUUAAUGGUGUGCUUCAGUUCGUUGUUUUCCUCGCAGGGGAAGAAGGUAAGUUACCAUGGGGUAUCUCAGCAUGGGUUGUAACAAUAGUCAUGGUUGUGUAGUAGUUAGCGUAAUGCAAUUACAGCUCAGGAUGUCAGAGUUCAGAGUUUAAUUCUGAUACCCUCUGUAAGAAGUUUGUACAUUCUCCCCAUAAACACUAGGCUUUCCUCUGGAUGCUCCGGUUUCCUUCCACAGUCCAAAGAUAUAUCGGCUGGUAGGUUAAUUGGUCACUUUAAAUUGUCCUGUUAUUAGGCUAGUGUUAAAUCAGUGGGCUGCUGGGUGGCACAGCUCAUUGGGCCAAAACGGCUGGUUUGCAAUGUAUCUCUAAAUAAAUAAAAAUAAAAUAGUCAGUCAACACCUGCCAGGACAUUAAUGUAACAGCCUCAUUAUUAAAACUUGGAGACUUUUAUAACUGCUUGGUUUAAAUGUUUGGUUUAUUAGAUUCAUGCAUUAUAAAUAUGUUGUCUCCCCCCAUUCUUUUGAAAUAUUUAGUUCCUUUUCAGUGUCUGCUAUAAUGAGCUCAUGCAAUACUUUACUGGGAUCUGUCUUAGAAUCAUUGAGCACUACAGCACAGAAACAGGCCCUUCAGUCCAUCUAGUCCAUGCCUAGUUCCAUUACCCCACAUCUGGACCAUAGCCUUCUAUGCCUUUCACAUCCAGGUACUUAUACAAAUUUUUCUUAAAUGUGGAAAUCGAACCCACAUCCACCACUUCAGGUUCCCCUUAAAUAUGUCAAAUUUCACCCUUAACCUAUGACCUCUAGUUCUAGUUUCACCCAGUGGGGAAAAACAGCAAGUCACUUAUCUUUUAGAAUAUCAGUCUUCAAUCCUAUCACACAAUCUUGCAUUUUCCAUGAAUGCAAUGCAGACAGACAGGGUUAUUUUUAAAGCAUAAGACGUAUCAGCUGUCUUUUGAUAUCAAAGUAUGAAAGGAAUUGGUCAGACAAAUAACAAAAUCUCUUGGAGAAUUCUAGGAUUUUUCUGAAGAGAUUCUUGGUGAAUACUCUAGGGAAAUUUGAUACCCAGUUUUUACAAAGCUGGCUGUUUUAUUGAGAAUGAUUAGUUUUUAAAAUGGAAUUUUUAAACUUAUCUUAAUUACACUUGUACUUGCAACAGAGUCCAUUGAAUCACAUGCUUUUGACUACUGUUCAAUGACUCAGCACUGUAUUUUUCUACCAAGCCUUCAAGGGUUUAUGACUCAGCUGUUUUAAAUUCUCCAAAAUAAUAUGAAGAACAGAGGAUUACACAAUCGAACAUUAAUUUGGAAUGGGCCAAAUGAUUUAUCACUGCAGUACUUCUGCUUUUCCCUCCUUGUAUCUACCCCACCUUGCCAUUUCAACAUAUUGUUGGGUGACAGGAUGGAGAUACAUCUCUACCAUAGUAAGUUUAAGGCGUUCCUUCCCUCCACUAGCCUGUAGGUCACCCUUGGGCAAGGUGUAUCACUUGCUUAGUCAUUCCCUCCCGCUCCCCCAAAAUCAGGAUUAUGUGAAGCCAUGACAGGAGGUGGUGAAUGUUUGUACAAGCAGCUGGUUUACAUCACAAGUCCUGGAUAUGUGACCACCGACGCCAGUCUGACAAUCUCUUAAGACACUUGUAAAGACACUCUCAGAAGGUGGGAAUGACAAACCAUUUCUGUAGAAAACUUUGCCAAGAACAAUCAUGGUCAUGGAAAGACCACGACCACCCAUGUCAUACAACACUGCACAUAACAGACAUACUAGAGUAUGACUAUAUGAGAUUUCUCCAAAGCCAGAUGUUUUCUUCACAUCUCCUCCCUUUACCAUUCCUGGCAACAUUUCUGGAGAAUUUUUUUGAUAAAGUAAUCCAUCCCUGCUUUGAAAGUCUCCAACUUCUUCUGUUCCAUUUCCCUUUCACCUGAGUUACCCCAACUCUAUCUCUCAUUCUUAAAUUCCUUCCUACCAUCAUAAACACAAGAGAUACUGCAGAUGCUAGAAAUUCAGAUUAACACACACAAAAUGUUGGAGGAAUUCAGCAGGUCAGACAGCAUCGAUGGAAAAGAAUAAACGGUUGAUGUUUCAGAUCAAGACCCUUCAUCCGAACCAUUUGUGUGUGUUACUCCUGCCAUCAAACUGGGGUACCACAAUUCUUCUUGCAUAUUCACAUCCAUGAGGCCAACUAUUUGGUCCCAUUGUACAAUUGUGCAUUAUUAAUCAUCCACAACUGCACCAGGUUCCCAUUUAAGAAAACCACCUUCAGUUGCAAUUAACUUCCCUGCCAUGAGUCUUGUCAUCAAGUCCCCAAGGUUCAGCUGUUCUGCUGUGGUGUACAGGACUCUCCCAUCCGUCACUCUUCAUUCUGAUUUCUGCCAAUAGCAUUUAUCCAAGAUAUCCUUUGUAAUUUCCCAUUCUGAUUUUCCUCUUACCCCCCCUCCCUUCUUCUCACCUAUUCAUCACCUUUUCCACCUAUCGCCUGCCAGCUUAUACUCAUUCCCAUUCCCCCACAUUCUCACUAUGACUUCUUUUCCAGACCUGCUGAAGGGGUUUGGCCCAAGCCAUCUAUUGUUUAUUCCCCUUCAUUGAUGUUGCCUGACCAGCUGAGUUCCUCCAACAUUUAGUGUGUGUUGCUCCUUUGAAUUUACAGCUUGUUGUCUCCCUUCAUCUUCCUUCAACCUUAAGCAGAUCAGUUCCCUCUAUUACCACUCUUAGUGGUGAAUCCUAAUAUCACUCUCCUCACAAGGUUCCACGUGUAAAUUUCUCACAAAAUAUUAUGUCUCCUCUUUUAAAAUGAACCUGUAGUUCUUACUUGACUUUAUAUUUACAUGAAGCCCCUCAGUCAUAUUAGACCAUAUUAGACAAUAGGAGUAAAAUUCAGCCCGUUGUCCCACUGAGUAUGCUCCGCCAUUCAGUCGUUACUGAUUUACUAUUCUCUCUCCUGCAUUCUCAAGGGAAGAGAUUUAGGAUGGAGAUGAUUGAAUAGUGGAGCAGACUCAAUGGGUCAAAUGGCCUAAUUCUGUUCCUAUGUCUCACGGUCUUAUGAGGAGAAACUGCUUUUCCCAGAGAGUAGUGAAUCUGUGGUAUUCUCUGCCCAGGAAGGAAUAGAGGCUACCUCACUAGAUAUAUUUAAGACACAGAUGGAUUUUGGCAUAGCAGGGGAAUUAAGGGUUAUUGGGAAAAGGGAGGUAUGUGGAACUGAAUCCACAGCCAGAUCAGCCAUGAUCUUAUUGAAUGGUGGAGCAGGCUCAACGGGCCAAAUGAGCUGCUCUUGCUCCUAGUUCUCAUGUUCUCCCCAUAACCUUUAUUACCUUAUCUAAUUAAGAGCUGAUCAAUCUCUGUGUUAUACCCAAAGAUUUGGCCUCUAGAACCAUCUAUGGCAAUGAAUUCCACAGGUUUACAACCCUCUAGCUAAAAAAAUUCCUCUUCAACUCUUUUCUAAAGGGAUGUUAUUUUAUUUUUGAGGCUGUGCCCUCUAAUCCUACACUCCCUCACUAUAGGAAACACCAUCUCUGCUUCCACUCUUUCUAGGCCUUUUAUAAUUCAAAAGGUUUCCUCUUUAUCCUUCUAAACUUCAGCAAGUACAGGCCAAGAACAAUCAAAUGUUCCUCAUAUUAGCCAAAGAUACUAAGUUUGCUUUCUUGAGUCUACCUGCAGAGUGGAAAGUUACCUCUCUCCUACCACCCAGCUUUCCAUUAUCUUCAGCCAUGCUGCCUGUCCAACAUCAAAUAUUGAUGAGGUAGAGCUAUCUUGUAAGAUCAGACACCUGUGAUGAGUUUAUUUUGUUUCCUUUCCAUUCUCUCUGGCCAGUUUCAAUAUCAUUUGACCUGGUAGCGAGUUUCAAAUUGGACAUCCUCCUGUUAACUAUUUUCAUCUCCUAGCUUAGUUCCACUGUGCAGGAGCCUAUUCUCUAUCCCUACUGCUCCUGAGUUUGAUCUUACAUGAACUCCAGUAUGUCUAAAAUUCAAUACUUACUCCCUUCACGCUGAGUCCAAAAGAUAAAGCUUAGUUUUAUCUGUCACGUACAUCAAAACAUCCAGUAAAGUGUAUAAUUUCUAUCAAAUCUAAUCUGUGGGGAUGUGCAGGGGGCAGCCUGCAGGUGUUGCCACAUGUCCACUGUCAACAUAGCAUGUCACACCUUCCAAACCCAAAUUGUAGGUCUUUGCAAUGUGGGAGGAAAGACACGCUGUCACGGGAAAACGUGCAAUCUCUUUACAGGCAGUGUCAGGAAUUGAACCCCAAUCAGGGGUUGCUGGCUGGGCUGUAAAGCACUGCGCUAAACACUAUGCUUCUGGACUGCCUCUACACACCCUCCACCUCCAUUGUUACAACCUAAUUGCCUGUCAAGCAUAUGUCAUUCAAACUAUCCCAUUUCAUCCUCUCCAUUGGCUUCCUAGCACCAGCUUCACCCCCUCCAUCAAUGCACACCCUAGCAACAGAAUUUAUCUGUCUAAAUCUAUUAUUCACCUGCUUAUUAAAUCUUUUGAAACAUGUCAUUAAUUUUCUUUUUGUCUUUGAACUCCUCUCUGUAGCUGUUCUACCCAUUCUGUGAAAUAAUGUGGGAUAUUUCAGUGCUGUUAAAAAUACAAUGGAAUUGCAAGUUGUUGAUUUUGCCAAAAACUUGUAUUAAAAGAAUCAUGAGAAAAUUCAAAAUUGUUUGUGUUGGCGAGAUUUCAAUGUCUUGAUUUUUUUUUCUGUGACCCAGCUUAAUGUCAAUGUGCAAAACAAAAUUAUAAGCUAUAAAUGUUUUAAAACUAAUAAUCCAUGUGGUGACAAACAUUUGCUAAUUAAUGCCAUACUGCAUUGGUGUGAUAGAGUAAUUUUUAGCAUUAAUUAGGCCAAAGUGGCCAGUCAUUUAAAUUCCUAUCCACAUUCCCAUUCUGAUAUCUCGGCCCAUGGACUCCUCUUCUGCUAUCAGGAUGCCAUGAACAUCAGUUUCUCCAACUUCUGGUAAUUUUCCUCCUCCCCCUUCCCUCUUUUUCAUUUCCCUACUCUGGCACCCAUCUUACCUCUUCUCCUCACCUGCCUAUCUCCUCCCUCUAGUGCCCCUUCUCCUUCCUUUUCCCUCAUAGACCACAUCCUCUCCUAUAAGAUUCCUUUUUCUCCAGUCUACCUUUUCCACCUAUCACCUACCAGCUUCUUAAUUAUCACUCCCCCCACCCACCCAGCUUCAUCUAUCAUCUUCAAGCUCGUACUCCUUCCCUUCCCCCCACCACCUUAUUCUGGCAUCCUCCCCCUUCCAUUCCAGUCCUGAUAAAUGGUCUCAGCCUGAAACUUCAACUGUUUAUUCAUUUCCAUAGAUGCUGCCUGGCCUGCUGAGUUCCUCCUGCAUUUUGUGCGUGUGACUUUUAUCUGAAGCCUCUUUCGGCAAUCACCUUAAAUAUAUUAUUCUUUUUUAAAGAUAAAGUUUCACUUAAUCUUAUUCAGAACUUCAAUGAUUUAUGGUCUACCAAACUUUCCUUUGCCCUUUCUCUGCUUGACGAAAGACACUGAGCUUCUGAAGUCUGUUCAAGUAAUCAUAAACAAUAUGGAGGGGGGGUGGAGCAUCACUGGAAGUUGGAGAAAUCGAUGCUCAUGCCAUCAGUUUGGGGGCUACCCGGAGAGAAUAUAAGGUGUUGCUCCUCCAACCUCAGUGUGGCCUCAUCACAACAGUAGAGGACACCAUGGAUGGACAAGUCAGAAUAGAAAGUGGAAUUAAAAUGGGUGGCCACUGGGAUAACCCAUUUUUUCUGGCAGACAGAGCGUAGAUGCUUAGCGAAGCAGUCUCCCAAUCUAUAUUGAGUCUCACUGAUAUACAAGAGGUCACACCGGGAGCAGCAGGUACGUUAGAUGACCCCAACAGACUCACAAGUGUUUGGAGCCCUGAAUGGUAGUGAAGGAGGAGGUGUAGCGGCAGGUGUAGACCUUGUUCUGCUUAUGAUGGUAAGUACCAGGACGGUGAUCAAUGAGGAGAAAUGAAUGGACAAGGCAAUUGCUUAGGGAGUGGUCCCUGUGGAAAGCAGUAAGUGGGGGGGAGGAGGGAAAGGUGUGCUUGGUGGUAGGAUCCCACUGGAGAAGGCAGAAGUCACAGAGAACUAAGUGCUGGACAUGAAGUCUGGUGGGGUGAUAGGUAAGGACAAGAGGAACCCUAUAUCUGAUGGGGUGAGGGCAGACAUGCGCAAAAUCGAAGAGAUGCAGUUGAGGGCAGCGUUGAUGGUGGAGGAAGGAAAGCCCCUUUCUUUGAAGGAGGAUACCUCUUUCCUUCUAGAAUAAAAAGCUUCAUCCUGAAACCAAUGUGGUGGGGACGGAGGAACUGAGACAAGGGCCUGGCAUUUUUACAAGACGCAGGAUGGGAAGAGGUAUAGUCCAGGCAGCUAUGAGAGUCAGGUAGCUGUGGUUUGUCUCCAGAUAUAGAGACAGUGAAAUCAAGAAAGGGGAGGGAGGUGUCAGAAAUGGACCAGGUGAAUUUGAGGGCAGGGUAGAAGUUGGAGGCACAGUUGAUGAAGUCAAGUAGCUCGGCAUGAGUACAGGAAGCAGCACCAAUGAAGUUGUGGAUGUAGCAUAAGAAAAGUGGGGAAAUAACACCAGUGUAGGCUUGGAACAUAGACUGUUCCACAUAGCCUACAAAAAGGGAGGGAUAGCUGGGACCCAUGCGAGUACCCAUGGCUACACAUUUUGCUUGAAGGAAGUGGGAGAAGCCAAAGGAUGAAUUAUUGAGAGCGAGGAGAAGUUCCGCUAGAUGGAGGAGUGGUAGUGGUGGCAAACUGGUUGAACCUGGUGUCCUGAAAGAAAAGGAGAGCUUUGAGGCCUUCCUGGUGGGGAAUGGAGGUUCAAAGAGACUGGACAUCCAUGGUGGAAAUGAGAUGCUCGGGGCCAGAGGAGCAGAAUUUGGCUCAUCGAGUCUGUUCCACCACUUCAUUAUGGCUGAUCCAUUUUCCAUCACAGCUCCAAUCUCCUGCCUUCUCCCCAUAUUUCUUCAUGCCCUGACUAAUCAGUAAUCUAUCUGCCUUAAAUAUAUCUAGUGACUUGGCCUCCACAGCCACCUGUGGUAACAAACUCCACAGAUUCACCACUCUCUGGUUAAAGAAAUUCCUCCUCAUCUCUGUUCUAAAAGGACACCCCUCUAAUCUGAGCCAAUUUCCUCUAGUCUUUGACUUGCCCCCCAAAGGAAACACCCUCUCCACAUCCACUGUCAAGGCCUUUCAAUAUUCAGUAGGUUUCAGUGUGGUCAACCAUCAUUCUUCCCAAUUCCAGUGAGUACAAGUACAGAGCUAUCAGACGGUCUUCAUAUGACAAGCUUCUCAAUCCUGGAAUCAUUUUUAUAAACUUUCUUUGAAACUUCUCCAAUGUCAGCACAUCCAUUCUUGGAUAAGGUGCCCAAACCUACUCACAGCACUCCAGUGAGGCCUCACCAGUGCUUUAUAAAGCCUCAAAAUUACAUCCUUGUUUUUAUAUUCUAGUCUUCUCAAAAUGAAUGCUAACAUCACUUAUGCCUUCCUCACCACCAAAUGAACCUGCAAAGCAACCUUUAGGAAAUCCUGCACAAGGGCUCCCAAGUCCCUUUGCACCUCAGAUUUUUGAAUUCUUUUCUCCAUUCAGAAAAUAGUCUACACUGUUAUUUCUUUGACAAAGGUGCAUGACCAUAUACUUCCCAACAAUGUACUCCAUCUACCACUUCUUUGCCCAUUGUCAUAUUCUGUAGCCUCACUACUUCCUCAAACUUACCUGCCCCUCUACCUAUCAUCCACAAACUUGACCACAAAACUAUCUAUUCCAUCAUCCAAGUCAUUGACAUAUAAUCUAAAAAGAAGAGGUCCCAACACAGACCCCUGUGGAACGCCACUAGUCAACAGCAUCCAGACAGAAAAGGCUCCCUUUAUUUCCACUCUUUGCCUCCUGCCAAUCAGCCACUGCUUUAUCCAUGCUAGUAUCUUUUCUGUAAUACAGUACAAUAGGUUCUUGUUAAGCAGUCUCAUGUGAGGCACCUUGUCAAAGGCUUUCUGAAAAUUAAAGUACACACCAUUCACUGAUACUCCUUUGUCGACCCGGCUUGUUAUUUCUUCAAAGAAUUUCAACAGACUUGUCAGCAAGAUUGUCCCUUAAGGAAACAAUGCUAACUAUAGCCUACUUUAGCUUGUGUCUCCAUGUACCCCAAAAUCACAUCCUUAACAAUCAAUUCCAACAUCCUCCCAACCACUGAGGUCAGAC
Molecule: messenger RNA, 10388 nt
Organism: Hypanus sabinus (Atlantic stingray)
Lineage: Eukaryota; Metazoa; Chordata; Chondrichthyes; Myliobatiformes; Dasyatidae
Gene: klhl31
Product: kelch-like family member 31
Exons: 3
Coding region: 165-2069 (634 amino acids)
Biological process (GO): negative regulation of protein phosphorylation
Cellular component (GO): cytoplasm; nucleus
Molecular function (GO): protein binding
Source: RefSeq, a predicted model, not a curated record